AUGCCGACCAACCCUGACGCGGUCACGAUCAUUCGUGACCACGUCCUCUUCGACCCUCUCCAGGCGCAAGGUGCCACCGCUCCGUGGCAGCAGCUCCCAGAUCUACCAACCGUCGCUGAGCUGCUCAACCCCAUCGCCACCACAAACGAUCUACCCACCUUCCCCGUGGAUCGUUCUUUUUCCUCUAAGGCUCAAUAUCUUGAAGCUCUCUACAAGAUCCUCCGUUUCGAGGCCGUCGAAGGACUUCGGUUCUCGAUCAACGACUUUAAGUCCAAUUUGACGAUGAACGACGAUCAAGACACGUGCAUCUACACCAAGGUCUUCGUCAAGGGCUACUUGAUGACAAAGCUGGGCCCGGUCUGCCGGGUCAGCUUUUCGACCGGCCGAGCCGGCCGAAAGAUCCUCUGGAAACAGGCCAAGCGCCUGACUCCAGGUCGCAUUGUCGCGCUCUCAGGCGAUGACUUCCAGACUGACUGCAGGGUGGGUAUUAUCGCCCAACGCCCCAUUGAGGGUGGCUUGGAUCAGAAUCCACCCACGGUGGACAUAUUCUGGCGCGAUUCUGAAGAAUCCAUCAUCGACCCCGACCACGAGUUGGUCAUGAUCGAAUCGCGCAAUGGAUUUUACGAGGCGGUUCGACAUGCACUCAUUGGAUUCCAGCUCGCAGCUGGUGAGAAGUCUAUCUUCGACAAAUAUCUCCUAAACCUAGAUGACCAUGAUUCCCUAUCACAAUCCAUCACACAGAACCCUCUUCUCAGCCUCUCCUGUCUAGUCACGCAGCUCACUUCAAAACAGCAGCGGGAGACGUCGGGCAAUACAGACCUGGAGCGGCUAGUAUUCCAGCGUACAGCUGAUCAGUACCAACGAUGCGACAUAACCCGUCCUCUCUCCAAUCAGGAACUUCAAUGCCACACAAGCCUUGAUUCCUCCCAGCUUGACGCUUUGCAGCGCAUGGUCUCAAAGGAGUUGGCUGUCGUCCAGGGUCCACCAGGUACAGGCAAGACGUACACAUCUGUUCAGGCUCUGAAAAUCAUGCUUGAAAAUCGGCAACCAGGAGACGCCCCUGUGAUCAUCGCCGCACAGACGAACCACGCUCUGGAUCAGCUGCUCAUAUACUGUCACUAUGCUGGUGCCAAGAUAAUGCGCGUGGGAGGUCGUACGGAGAACGAGAUUAUCAAGGAACGUACCGCAUAUAACCUUCGUCUGUCGGUCGGCAAUUCAACCAGAGACGGCAAGUACAGAUCGCUUGAGAGAUUGCGGCUAAAGAUUAUCGAAAAAUUCAAGACCCUCGUCGACGGCGUCUUUGGCGACCAGGAAUUGUUGGACGCCCAAGCUCUGCUUGAUGCUGGCGUAAUCAAUGAAGCGCAGCUCGAAUCCCUGGCCAAUGAUGACUGGGAGGGAAACGAUGAUGAGCCCGCAAUGGAGGCUUGGCUUGGCGACGAGCGAAUUGAGAGCAUACGUCAGCCACCAGAAGACCUUGGCUUUGAGGAAGAGGAGGGCGUUGACGAGCAAGGAUAUGAGCUGGAUCCCAACUUUGAAGACGAGACAGCUGACGAGGACGAUCGCCUGCAAGGCGUUUGGAUUCCAUUGACCAGCUACUAUACCGGCAAGACGCCUCAUGUCCCUAGCUGGCACGCCAGGUGUGCUGCCAGUCUAACCCACAAUGAUGAUCUCUAUCAGAUCCCAGUUCCGCUUCGUGGUGGCGUCUACCAGAUCCUUCAGUCCAAUCUCCGAGAAGCAUCGAUGGCCAAGUUCCGCGGGAUCCUCCACGAGGCUGUCGCCCACGCCAAGGAGCAAAAAGUCAAUAGAUGGCUUCGAGACCUCUACGUUCUUGAAAAGCACUGCAUUGACAUCAUUGGCUGCACCACGACAGGUCUUACUAAAUAUCGUGGAUUUCUCGCAGCCACCGGAGCACGCGUCCUACUCAUUGAAGAGGCUGCUGAAACCAGAGAGGCAAAUGUGACCUCUGCUCUUUUCCCCAGUCUGGAUCAGCUGGUUCUUGUCGGCGAUCACCAGCAGCUUCCGCCCCAGUGCGAUAUUGCCCGUCUUGGAAAUGAGCCGUUCAAUCUCAACGUCUCUCUAUUCGAGCGCAUGGUGCGAAAUCGAGUCCCCUACACAAUGUUGAACCGACAGCGUCGCAUGGCCCCAGAGCUGCGCUAUAUCGUGCAGAAAUACUAUCCUGACUUGAAAGACCACCCUCUUGUCAAAGACGUCGCCAAUCGCCCGCUGAUUCCUGGCAUGGGUUCUCGCCGCACUUGGUUCUUUACGCACGAGUGGCCAGAAGAGACGGAUGCCGACAACAGCAAGGUCAACUUCGAAGAGGCGAAGAUGAUCGUUAGCUUUAUGACAUACCUCAUAAAGAACGGCAUCAAGCCAUCGCAGAUCACUGUGCUAACUUACUACCGUGGGCAGCGGAAGAGAAUUUCACAGCUCCUCCGUCGAGAUUCGCUAACACUGGGCACGGCAUACUUCAAUGUUGCAACCGUCGAUUCUUAUCAGGGCGAAGAAAACGAAAUCGUCCUCCUCUCCCUCGUGAGAAGCCCGCCGACGCCGUACGAUAUCAAGCGCGUUGGUUUCGUGGAAAGCCCGAAUCGUGCAACCGUUGCCAUCAGCAGAGCCCGUCGUGGUUUUUUUAUGUUCGGCAACAAGAACAAUCUUUUCGGGGCUACAGACCGGUCCUUCGACACGUGGGCUCCUGUCUGGAAUGGGUUUGCAGAGCAGCAGCGAGUUGCUAUGGGCAAGGGGCUGCCUCUGGUCUGUCAAAACCACAACAACAAGGAGAGCACGAACGAGAUCUGGAUGAAAACGCCAGAGGACUUCAUCGGAAAUGCAGGCGGCUGUUGGAUCAAAUGUGACUCCAUGUUGCCCUGCGGCCACGCCUGUAACCUGACUUGUCACGCUGUCCCUCACGAGACGCUGCCCUGUCUGAAGAGCUGUAUCAGGUUACUUCCCUGUGGGCACAAGUGUUCUGGUGUCUGCGCCGACCCCUGUCGUUGCUGCGAGGAUUGUACCCAGUACAAGGUCGUGCAAGCAGAGCGGCAGAUAGCCCAGCUUCAGCUCGAAGUUGCAUCUUCUACGUCGGGCCCUGAAACGGCAACAGAGCAAAAGCGUGACAGCAGCCCGGAGAAAUGGGUCGAGUUUAGCAAAAAUCCUCAGGUUUACGACGACGUGAUCCGCGAGGCCCGACUCCGGCAGAUGAAAGAGGCACAAGAAAGUCGAGCUCCAGCAGCCUCGUCUCAACCUUUGAUCGAGCUGGACACCCCAUCGACAUCCGUCAACAGCCCCGAAAAGAGCAACAUCAGGGAGCAAUUCAUUCCUAUUUCGAACAGAGACGGAGUGCGAGUGAUUGAGCAGAAGCCUGACCCUCGUGUCCAAAGUCCCUCUAUGACUUUGAAGACUCACAGCCACAACACUGGUCGUCGUCACAAGAAUGGUUGGCAGCGGCGACAGGGUCAAGAGACACAGAACCAGAAUCAGACUUCCAAUAACAAGACCCCUUUCCAGCCUUUGCGUGCGCCGCGCAACCAGCGAAGGAGUGGAACUAGGCCCAACUAUCAGCGCAAUCAAGCUCAAGUGCGCAUGACUUCGCCCCAGAACAAUGCCAAUGUGCGACGCCAGGAACCAUUUGAGUCAGCCAGAAACAACCCCAUGGUCAGCACCGGAGGAAGCAACCAACCCCAGACCGACAUCUUUGCCUCACUCACACCCGGAGGAGGCCAAGCCCCAGUCGACUCUAUUUCUUUGAUUGGCGAGUCUGACCUCGGCUUCGAGGCGGAAGUCCUGGGCAUACGACGAGGACACCGCACCGACCAGGAGGUUGUCGGCGCCAGCAGCCUGCGCGAGCGGUUUCGGAUGGAAAUACCGGUGGCUCCCUACGCCGAAUCCCUGAUGUCGUUCGGCGGCGAUGGUGCUGAUUCCCCGGUCAAGCCUGUUCAGCCACCAGAGAACGAAAAGGAGGAGGAGCUUCUCAUCGAUAUUUGA
Molecule: messenger RNA, 3978 nt
Organism: Diaporthe amygdali
Lineage: Eukaryota; Fungi; Ascomycota; Sordariomycetes; Diaporthales; Diaporthaceae
Product: suppressor of ascus dominance-3
Exons: 3
Coding region: 1-3978 (1325 amino acids)
Biological process (GO): regulatory ncRNA-mediated heterochromatin formation
Cellular component (GO): nuclear RNA-directed RNA polymerase complex
Molecular function (GO): helicase activity
Source: RefSeq, a predicted model, not a curated record